ACUACUGCAGUGUAGUGUCCGCCACAGGUUAUUCACACAAACACUCAAUGUGUUUCAUUAUUUCAUCACUGUCCCUUUAGUUACUUUGGCUUUUUUCUUUGAAACUAAACUGUGACUGUGUCUAAAUUGUACCUGGACAGAGGACACAGCGGGAAACAGGAUGUCCCUCGUUGUCUCUGAAUAGGACGCGGGUGCUGAGCCUUUUCUUUGUGGAGGACAGGCCGGAGGUUUCUUUGCGGAGGAGAGGACACACGGGCCGGGUACGAUGAUGGCGGGCUGCUGUAUUUCUGCAGAGGAGCGGGAGAACCAGAGAAUCAACGAGGAGAUCGAGAGACAACUGCGGAAAGACAAGAGGGACUCCCGUCGUGAGCUCAAGCUGCUGCUGCUGGGCACUGGAGAGAGUGGGAAGAGCACCUUCAUCAAACAGAUGCGUAUCAUCCACGGAGGAGGCUACACGGACGAGGACAAACGCAGCUACGCUAAACUGGUGUUUCAGAACAUCUACACGUCGAUGCAGGCCAUGAUCAGGGCCAUGGAGGCGCUGAGCAUCGCCUUCGCUGACCCGCAGAACCAGGAUAAGGCGGGGUCUGUGCUGGAGGUGGAGGUGGAUAAGGUGGAGGAGUUGGAUCCGACUCAUGCAGUUUCCAUAAAGAGCCUGUGGGAGGACGCUGGGAUCCAGGAGUGUUACGAGCGUCGCAGAGAGUACCAGCUCUCAGACUCCACCAAAUAUUACCUGAGUGAGCUGGACCGGAUCUCACAGCCGUCGUAUCUGCCUGAUCUCCAGGACAUCCUGAGGGUCCGAGUGCCCACCACCGGAAUCAUCGAGUACCCCUUCGACAUGGAGAACGUCAUCUUCAGGAUGGUGGACGUGGGAGGUCAGAGGUCAGAGAGGAGGAAGUGGAUCCACUGCUUUGAGAACGUCACCUCCAUCAUCUUCCUGGUGGCUCUGAGCGAGUACGACCAGGUGUUGGCCGAGUGUGACAAUGAGAACCGCAUGGAGGAGAGCAAAGCGCUGUUCAAAACCAUCAUCAACUACCCCUGGUUCCAGCGCUCGUCUGUCAUCCUCUUCCUCAACAAGACGGACAUCCUGCAGGAGAAGAUCAUGUACUCGCACAUCGCCACGUACUUCCCCGAGUUCACAGGUCCACAGCAGGACAUCAAAUCCGCCCAAGAGUUCAUCCUGAAAAUGUACCAAGAACAAAACCCCGACAAAGAGAAGACGCUGUACCACCACUUCACCUGCGCCACCGACACCGAGAACAUCCGCUUCGUCUUUGUGGCCGUCAAAGACACCAUCCUGCGCCACAACCUCAAGGAGUUCAACCUGGUGUAAGGGUCAGAGGUCAGACCGGGUUUAGGCCUGGUUCAACCCGGCCCAUCGGGAUGAUCAUUAUAUAACACAGAGAAGCACUCGUAACCGUGGGCUUCUGUUUACACAAAAUAGCCACGUUUCUUUCUUUCUUUCGUGUCUUUCGCUCCGUCAGCUCGUGCGAGUGAACAUCCAAAAUGGACUCUGUAAAUGUUUUUGUUUCUAAUGUGGAAAAACAAAAUGUACCAAGACCUUCAGACCUGGAUCAGUUUUUCAAAUAUAAGUUAAAAAAUGUGGAAUUUCGGCCGUUUUUACACUAAGUGCCUUAUAUUUAUCUGAAAAUGUCACAUGAUGAAAAUGUUGUAUUUUUUUAAGCAGCGUUUCACUUUUACACUGACUCAGACUGGAGUUUUAUUUUACUUUAACUUUUAAAAAUCUUAUUUUUAUGAGUUUUAAACAGUUGAGACACUGGUUCUGUAGAGCUGAAAUAAUCAGGUCAUAAUCAGGACUCUUAUUGUGAAAAUCAGGACUCUUAUUGUGAAAAUCAGGACUCUUAUUGUGAAAAUCAGGACUCUUAUUGUGAAAAUCAGGACUCUUAUUGUGAAAAUUGGGACUUUUAUUGUAAAAAUCUGGACUCUUAUUGUAAAAAUCUGGACUCUUAUUGUGAAAAUCGAGGCUCUUAUUGUGAAAAUCGGGACUUUUAUUGUGAAAAUCGGGAAUCUUAUUGUGAAAAUCGGGGCUCUUAUUGUGAAAAUCUGGACUUUUAUUGUGAAAAUCAGGAAUCUUAUUGUGAAAAUCGAGGCUCUUAUUGUGAAAAUCUGGACUUUUAUUGUGAAAAUCAGGACUCUUAUUGUGAAAAUCUGGACUCUUAUUGUGAAAAUUGGGACUUUUAUUGUAAAAAUCUGGACUCUUAUUGUGAAAAUCGAGGCUCUUAUUGUGAAAAUCGAGGCUCUUAUUGUGAAAAUCGGGACUUUUAUUGUGAAAAUCGGGAAUCUUAUUGUGAAAAUCGGGGCUCUUAUUGUGAAAAUCUGGACUUUUAUUGUGAAAAUCAGGAAUCUUAUUGUGAAAAUCGAGGCUCUUAUUGUGAAAAUCUGGACUUUUAUUGUGAAAAUCAGGAAUCUUAUUGUGAAAAUCGGGGCUCUUAUUGUGAAAAUCUGGACUUUUAUUGUGAAAAUCAGGAAUCUUAUUGUGAAAAUCGAGGCUCUUAUUGUGAAAAUCUGGACUUUUAUUGUGAAAAUCAGGAAUCUUAUUGUGAAAAUCGGGGCUCUUAUUGUGAAAAUCUGGACUUUUAUUGUGAAAAUCUGCUUCAGUGUCAGACUGUAUCACAGCUCAGGCAGGAGGAGGAAACACAAAAACAAGGCUCCAAAAUGUUUUUAUUCAGGGCCAAAUGUCGAUUAAAGGUGCACUAUGUAACUUUUCUGGGGGGUCAGACACCUGCUUGUCUGCUUUGAUUUAAAAUUUCCACAGUAUGGCAUUAAACAAAUCCAUCUUCCAUUUAUGCCAUGAUCAUUGAGGAUUCUAACGCAAACGUAUUACUCUCACAUAACCGCGCAGGUAGUUCCGGCAGCACUUAAUCACUGUUCUGUAUCACUACGCUGAGCAUCGCCAUAGCAACGAGUAAACAAAUAAAAUACUGUCAGGACGGACGAGCCUGAAACAGAAACGACGAAAGCUUUGAACGCGCGUGAACAAAAGUAAAAAUAACACAGAUCUGACCCGUUUAAUGCCAUACUGUUGAACAUUCCAGGAAAAGCAUCAACAUCUCCAUGGAGACAAGCAUGCAGCAGACACGGCAACAGAAAUGGUACACAGGGCGGCUUUAAUACAUUAUAUUUCAGUUUUGUUUCCAGUUUUGUCUUUGUUUUAUUCCAAGUUUUUAAUGGAGUGUGUAAACGUGAGGGCCUCAGUAACCCACCAGGGGGCCUCAUUUUGACCCCAGGCCCGAGUUUAGACCUGGACCUAAGGGUAAAGAACAUGUUCCUGGCACCAUUGUCUCCAUAUGGUUCUCAUAGUACCUUUUGUUUUUCACGCGCUAAAAUAAAACGCCUUUUAUGUGUCUCAGCUGAAUAUGAAACAUUUUGGGAACUUUUUUCGAUUCAAAUUAUGUGAUAUUUAAUUUUUUUUAUUGUUAAUCACUACGGCAACGGUCCUGAUUUUCUCAUCGUGAAACCCAUUUAGCAAAUUAAAUGCUCAGUCUGAUUUUUGUUCACUAAUCGCUGCUUUGACAAUCGUGACGGGCGUUUUCCUGAACUAGAAAAAUCAAACUCAGACAAGUUUAAACGUGUGAAUGUUUUUAAUGAUUAAGUUUGACGUUUGUAGAUUUGUGACUUUUAUGUUUUUAGUCUGUUUGAACAUCUUCUGUGUAGUUACUGUAAAUAUUGUUCUCUAAAACAAAUCAGAACUAUUUAUACCAAAAUAUAUUUAACUUUUGUCAGAUUUAUGUGUGAAAAUAAACAAUAUGACAC
Messenger RNA from Periophthalmus magnuspinnatus, 3774 nucleotides. Its product is annotated as guanine nucleotide-binding protein subunit alpha-14. The record is from RefSeq and is a predicted model, not a curated record. Gene Ontology annotation, biological process: action potential; phospholipase C-activating dopamine receptor signaling pathway; adenylate cyclase-modulating G protein-coupled receptor signaling pathway. The transcript is spliced from 7 exons. Gene Ontology annotation, molecular function: G protein-coupled receptor binding; GTPase activity; guanyl nucleotide binding. Bases 266 to 1333 code for a protein of 355 amino acids. NCBI's taxonomy places the organism in Eukaryota, Metazoa, Chordata, Actinopteri, Gobiiformes, Gobiidae. Gene Ontology annotation, cellular component: heterotrimeric G-protein complex.